CCAGCCCACCUAUUUGUUCUCCAAAGGUGACUUUUCAGUGGUGGAAAGUACCUAAGUUACUAUGUUCACUCAAAUACUAUACAAAAGUAUAAUUUUGAGGUUGGAUUUUCCCGUUGUUUUGACCGCCUUCCAUCUACCCCACGUCGAGCAACAAGACGACACAACCAAGAAGUCGCACGUUUUAUUCGAAAUUAUCUGUGAAUCUGUAAAUUUACACCAAAGCAGAUCCGAGUCGGGGUGUGUAUGCUCACGGGUGCAAUCUACCAAACGUGGGGACCCCAGUGAGCUUAAAGUAAUUUUCCAGAAGUAUGCUAGUGUAGUGGACAAGGAUGGAGAGAGGUUCAUGACCCCAGGAGACUUUGUCCAGAGGUAUCUAGGCCUGCAAACACAGAUCCACCACAACCCCAAAACUAUACAACUCGUCGCUGCUGUGGCUGACACCACCAAGGACGGGCUGAUCUCAUUCCCAGAGUUCCUCGCUUUCGAGUCGGUGUUGUGUGCACCAGACGCUCUCUUCAUCGUAGCCUUCCAGCUGUUUGAUAAGACUGGAACUGGGGACGUCUCCUUCGAGAAUGUGCAAGACAUCUUCAGCCAGACCACAGUGCACCACCACAUUCCUUUCAACUGGGACUGUGACUUCAUCUAUCUGCACUUUGGGCGCGACCGCAAGAAACACCUCAACUACCUUGAGUUCACCCAGUUCCUACAGGAGCUGCAGUUGGAGCAUGCACGCCAGGCGUUUGCCCAGAAGGACAAAGAGAAGAAUGGUGUCAUCUCGGCCUUGGACUUCAGUGAUAUUAUGGCCACCAUCAGACACCACAUGCUCACACCUUUUGUGGAGGAGAACCUUGUUUCAGCUGCAGGGGGCGGCACCUCUCACAUGGUCAGCUUCUCUUACUUCAAUGCCUUCAACUCCCUCCUGAACAACAUGGAGCUGAUCCGCAAGAUCUACAGCACACUGGCUGGCAAGCGGAACGACACGCUCGUGACCAAAGAAGAGUUUGUUCAUGCUGCUAACAAGUUUGGUCAGAUCACUCCCAUGGAAAUUGACAUCCUGUACCACUUAUCAGGCCUGCACUCCCCCUCUGGGCGCCUGAAUCUCUCUGACAUCGAGCGGAUAUCUCCGUUAGAGGAGGGGUCUCUGCCCUACCACCUGGUUGAAAGCCAAAAACAGGCUCAUGGGGACGGUUCCAGGCCUGUGUGGCUUCAAGUUGCAGAGUCAGCCUACAGGUUUACCCUGGGCUCCAUUGCUGGAGCUGUUGGAGCUACAGCAGUGUACCCCAUCGACUUGGUGAAGACUCGUAUGCAGAACCAGAGGUCCACGGGAUCCUUUGUGGGAGAGCUGAUGUACAAGAACAGCUUUGACUGCGCUAAGAAGGUGCUUCGCUACGAGGGCUUCUUUGGCUUCUACAGAGGUCUGGUUCCUCAGCUUAUAGGUGUGGCACCUGAGAAGGCUAUUAAACUCACAGUGAAUGACUUUGUAAGAGACAAGUUCACUGAGAAAGACGACACAAUUCCUUUAUUUGCUGAGAUUCUGGCUGGUAGCUGUGCUGGAGCCUCUCAGGUGAUCUUUACCAACCCUCUGGAGAUUGUGAAGAUUCGCCUGCAGGUGGCAGGUGAGAUCACCACUGGACCUCGAGUCAGCGCGCUCAGCGUGGUCCGUGACCUGGGCUUCUUCGGCCUCUACAAGGGUGCUAAAGCUUGCUUCCUGAGAGACAUCCCCUUCUCAGGCAUCUAUUUCCCUGUGUAUGCCCACACCAAGACCUGCUUUGCUGAUGAGCAUGGCAGGUUGGGACCUCUGCAGCUUCUCACAGCUGGAGCAAUUGCAGGUAUUCCUGCGGCCUCUCUGGUGACGCCUGCUGAUGUUAUCAAGACACGUCUGCAAGUGGCAGCGAGAGCAGGACAGACCACUUACUCAGGAGUGAUCGAUUGCUUCUGGAAGAUUUUGAGAGAGGAGGGGUUCAGGGCUUUGUGGAAGGGAGCUGGAGCUCGUAUGUGCCGGUCUUCUCCUCAGUUUGGUGUGACACUGGUGACUUACGAGCUUCUACAGCGGUGGUUCUACGUUGACUUUGGAGGACAUCGUCCAGCAGGAUCAGAACCCACACCCAAGUCUCGCAUCUCUGAGCUUCCUCCCAUCAAUGCGGACCACAUUGGAGGCUACCGCCUGGCUGCAGCUACCUUUGCUGGAGUGGAAAACAAAUUUGGCCUCCAUCUUCCCAAAUUCAAGUCUUCUGGUGUGGUUUCCAUACAUCACAGAGAGCCCGCCACGCCGGCUCAGGCCCCAUAGAGGUCGGCAUCUUCAGCUCCUCCUCUAUUAGGAACCAGACACUUAGAUACACACACACACACAGUUCAUGCACAAAAAGGGGGCAUUAAGAACAAACAGUGCCAACCCGUUACUUUGUCCAGGGUGAAGGGGUGCUCACUGGUCCCUGACCAUAGAGGUGGAGAGCCAGGUGCAGCUGUGGAUCUAACAGCAGACAGCGCUGCCGACUGUGUUGUAUCUUCAGUGGCUGUACACUCCUGGCAACUCCAUCUUUUGUGUUCUUCUUUCCAGCAUUUGUAUAAAACUGAGCCUUGGGCACUCCUCUCUCUCUUUCAAGUACAUGAUGUGAUUUAUUUUUUCUGUUUUCUGUCAACACUCAAUCCGAGUAGGACUUCCGUUAAUGGACAGUGGGCAUAGAAAAUAUUUACUUGUAAGCACAGUGUGUCUUCACUCUUGAUCGGUCCUCACAUGCAAGGCCUCAUCCUGUACAUACUGCAGUAAAGAAAAUGUUACAAGACAUUCAGUCAGUGAUUUAUGGCAAUGUGAGGCCUUCGGUCCUGCUCUCUGAGAAGCCCUUGUACUGAUGUACAGAACAUUUCAAUGAAGUGUUUUCUUGAUAAAACAAGAAUCAGCAGCAGAGAAUUAGGUAUUAAUAAAUUAAAUGUACCUCUUCAUUGUAUUUUAUUGAAAUAAAUCAUCCAUAUGGUUUCAAUUUUACCAAUAACUUUGUUUUAUUCCAAAGCAAAAGUGCAACAGUUGACUGUAUUAAGAACAGUAACAGGGAAGAAUAGAUUUCAACUAGUCUAUGUAGAAUACUGACGUUUUGGUCAGGUUAUAUCCAAUAUGCUUGCAACUGCGUUUUUAGCUCAUUUCAAGAGAAUGAAGCUGAAAGCUGCACCACCCAGGUUAGGUUGGACCGCUAAGUUAUGGACGGAAUGCGUCGCUGGAAUGCAAAGACAAUUGAGAAUGAAAAUUCUGUGGUUAAAACUUUCACCAGCCUCAGUGGACAAGUCAGGAAACAAACUACUCGUUACACAGAUACAGAAUAUAAAACAACUCCUGGUACAUAAAAAAAAAAAAAAAAAAUCACCUUUUAACUGUACUAGUGUCCAUAAAUUCAAGGUAAGUAUACUAACAGAUUUUGCCUGGUAAAAAGCUUGAGCUAAUUUUUGGAAUAUACAACUCCAACUUUUAGUACAAAGCAGCAUUUUUCAACAAUACACAAUAUUUAAAUAAUUGCAACACAUGAAAUAAAUAUUAAAUAUAGUGGCUAAACUUUAAGAAUGACACACUUGUGCAGAGGCAUUUAACUGCUGAUGAGGAUAAAGAGCAAACUGACAUGUCAGCCUUGUGCCGGUUGAAACACUUGGCCAACAAUGUGCACAGGUGUCUGGAAAAUAUUAAAACGUGUAAAAAACACUAAAGUGAUAAAAAGGUGCAAAUACAAAGGUUUGCAUAUUUAAAAUAGGGCUGAGUUGACUGAGGCCUCAGGAGAAGAGCAGUUUCUGGACCCCUGAGGAUGUUACCAAAGCAGCAUCUCUGCUGCAGUUCUAACCGCUUGAACUACUACAUGUGACCUUCUUUGCUCCUACAAAAUUACUCUCCGACAUUUACAGUAUUGUUCAAAAUAAUAGCAGUACAAUGUGACUAACCAGAAUAAUCCA
Messenger RNA from Monopterus albus (swamp eel), 3930 nucleotides. Its product is annotated as calcium-binding mitochondrial carrier protein Aralar1-like. Lineage: Eukaryota; Metazoa; Chordata; Actinopteri; Synbranchiformes; Synbranchidae. The transcript has 19 exons. Bases 62 to 2287 code for a protein of 741 amino acids. Gene Ontology annotation, molecular function: L-aspartate transmembrane transporter activity; calcium ion binding; L-glutamate transmembrane transporter activity. The record is from RefSeq and is a predicted model, not a curated record. Gene Ontology annotation, biological process: aspartate transmembrane transport; malate-aspartate shuttle; L-glutamate transmembrane transport.